GGGGCCGGUUCAAGGGGAAAAAACCAUUCCAGUUUCCAUAUACAGAACACCCAGCUUGGUCGAUGGGGAAGUCAUGCGAAAGCUCCUUGUUCAUGUGAGCAGCAAAAAAAAAAAUCUCCCCAUCAUGUCUGGUACCCACGGAAGGAAGACAAUCGUCAAUGAAUGCACUAUUGGGAAAACAGGUUCGGGUCUACGACUCCUUUCUUACGCCAUGCUGAAGUCGUGAAAUGCUCGCCUUCGCCGGGCUGUUAUUUAGCCCAGCAGUUGCGCUCUGGUUCUUGCUCCUAUUCCUGGUCGAAUCUCUCUUCCUUUGGCUAUUGCCGUGUGACUUUCACUUGGUUUCUUGACUUGUACUCAAUCGCCCGUCCAGUUGAUCCCGAAUUGUAUCCAUUGACAGCCUCUCCUUCCCUCCUCAUCCUCCUCCAUUUGUCAAGUGACCGCGAAAUACCCAGUGAAAUCCGGUUUCCCCACUUCCCCGCCUCAUCCGGAUUCCAUUCCGAUCCCAAUCAUUGCGCCUUUACCAAACGCGCAAUCGUCGCACAGUCGAUACGAUUGAUCCUGGGAAACUUUCAGUCCAGGAGGAAGAUCAAGUGAUCAUUGCAAGGAAGUCGCUUUUUUAUCAAGAAAGGUUAUAUAAAGACGAGAAAAGACAGUGCGCGCAUCCGGUCCUCCUGCAACCCCCAUACUUCGAUCGG
Messenger RNA from Aspergillus homomorphus CBS 101889, 695 nucleotides. RefSeq lists its product as uncharacterized. The record is from RefSeq and is a predicted model, not a curated record. NCBI's taxonomy places the organism in Eukaryota, Fungi, Ascomycota, Eurotiomycetes, Eurotiales, Aspergillaceae. Bases 163 to 594 code for a protein of 143 amino acids. The transcript is spliced from 2 exons.